Messenger RNA from Diachasmimorpha longicaudata, 2076 nucleotides. Its product is annotated as RYamide receptor. Gene Ontology annotation, biological process: G protein-coupled receptor signaling pathway. NCBI's taxonomy places the organism in Eukaryota, Metazoa, Arthropoda, Insecta, Hymenoptera, Braconidae. The transcript is spliced from 10 exons. Gene Ontology annotation, molecular function: neuropeptide Y receptor activity. Gene Ontology annotation, cellular component: plasma membrane. Bases 522 to 1922 code for a protein of 466 amino acids. The record is from RefSeq and is a predicted model, not a curated record.
ACCUCGCGAAAACCAACGGCAUUUAGUCGCUGGUUACCGUGACGUACGGAUCCCCCUCGCACGUGGCACCACUUGCCGGUUAUUCGUGAUAAAUCAGUGAUAACUUCCGACACAAAUCAAAUUUAGAGUACAAUUAAUAACCCAAUAAAAUUAAUUAAAUGGAAUGGAGUAAAAUAUAAUUGAAAAACCGGUAAAAUUAUUGAAUUGGAGAUAACGUUUUGUGUGCGCCGUUGAGUGACAGCUUCAGGAUAUAAAAUAUCGUCGAUGUCCUAAGUGAUUUGGUGGAAAUUAAUGGAAUGACAGAAACAUAAUGUUCACUUAGACAGAGGGCAUAAUUGACUCGGAAAACUGACCGGUGCUGAGCAACAGUGAGUCAUGAAUUUUGUGAAUUAUGAGUGAGAGACCUUUUGGAGUCGAUGACGAGGGGGAGAUGCUUCCGGUCCUUCGUCUGUCAUUCAUCUUGUGAUGCGCCAUUUUCCCUCUUCGGCGGGUAAAAUUUGUUUCAGGCAACUACCCCCAGGAUGAACAUCUCGUGGUCACCUGAGGAUGGGGACACCGAGCCAAUAUGGCAAUCACACAUCAACUCAUCUUACGAGUACAACGAUAGCUUUCCCAUUUACGAUGAUAUCGAUGAACUGUACGACGUUCCCACUGGAAUAAUAUUCCUCCUGAGCGUCUGUUACGGGAGCAUUUCGGUGCUGGCUGUGGCUGGUAAUUCCCUGGUGAUGUGGAUCGUCGCGACAUCGAGGCGAAUGCAGAGUGUUACCAAUUGUUUUAUCGCUAAUCUGGCCCUCGCAGACAUCGUCAUUGGAUUAUUCGCUAUUCCAUUCCAGUUUCAAGCGGCACUACUGCAACGAUGGAACUUACCGUACUUCAUGUGCGCUUUCUGUCCAUUUGUACAAGUACUUUGUGUCAACGUUUCCGUCUUCACCCUCACGGCAAUAGCAGUGGAUCGUCACAGGGCCAUUCUCAAGCCCUUGAGUGCGAGGCCCAGCAAACUCCGUGCAAAAAUCAUCAUCGCUGGUAUUUGGAUAGUGAGUGGUGCUCUCGCUGCACCGAUGGCCGCUGCCCUCAGGGUUAUACUCGUCCCGGAGAGCUCUGCUGGCGGUCGUUCGCACUCCAAGCCAUUCUGCCAGAACGUAAAUAUGUCAGAGAGAUCAAUGCUGACGUAUCGUGCACUCCUCGGUUUCCUCCAGUAUUUAACACCAUUGACUAUAAUCUCCUGUGUUUACGCGCGAAUGGCGUUAAAACUCUGGGGCAGCAGAGCACCAGGCAAUGCCCAAGACUCCCGAGACGCUAAUCUCAUGAAGAACAAGAAAAAAGUAAUUAAAAUGCUGGUUAUAGUAGUUGCAUUGUUCGCGGUCUGCUGGCUACCUCUACAAACGUACAACGUGCUUCAGUACACUUACUCACAGAUUAAUGAGUACAGGUACAUAAACAUUAUAUGGUUCUGCUGUGACUGGCUCGCCAUGUCGAAUAGCUGCUAUAAUCCAUUCAUCUAUGGGAUUUAUAACGAGAAAUUUAAGAGGGAAUUUCAGCAGCGGUGCCCAUUCAGAUCCAGAAAAUGGUCCGCCAGUCCUCCCACCGAGAGCAUGGAUAUGGAUAAGACUCAGACAACAAGGGCAUCGUUUAGGUACAUUCUCAGAUAUGACUGGCGCAGGCCAACGUCUGGUUACCAAUCCACCAGUUCUUUCUAUCGCGGUGUCUCCCUUCGCGACCCCUCCCGGGUGUCUAUCAACGGCUUCGAUGACUCACGACCGCUCAAGUCUGGCUGUUGCGUUCGCAAUGGCAACAAUAAUCGCACCAGCACGCAGCGAACGAAUAGGAGCAAUGAUAUCAACGCCGCUGAAUUAUACGUAUUCUCGUCAGGUCGGCACAAACACACCCGCGAUCUCGGUGAACACCAGGACUUGUGUUUGUAAUUAAAUUUAAUCCUGGAGCAAUACACUGAGCUCAUUCUUACCAUGAAAUUUCGGGGAGAACGUAUAUAAAUAAUUUCUCAGAAAUGGCACUAGCUUUCUCUGUAAAUUUUUCCAUAACUAGCCCACAAAAAUAAAUCGUAGAAAUGGUGAAUAA